This is a messenger RNA of Acanthochromis polyacanthus (spiny chromis), 853 nucleotides long. Its product is annotated as chymotrypsin-like elastase family member 3B. Lineage: Eukaryota; Metazoa; Chordata; Actinopteri; Pomacentridae. Gene Ontology annotation, molecular function: serine-type endopeptidase activity. The record is from RefSeq and is a predicted model, not a curated record. The transcript has 8 exons. Bases 8 to 796 code for a protein of 262 amino acids. Gene Ontology annotation, biological process: proteolysis.
AGAAGAGAUGAAGCUUGCACUUGUCUUCCUGUUGGCUGUCACAACUGUGUCUGGGUGUGGUGAACCCAACUAUGAGCCCAACAUCAGCCGUGUGGUGAAUGGUGAGGAGGCCCGUCCAUAUAGCUGGCCAUGGCAGGUUUCUCUGGAGUCUUUCUUCCCCACUUGUGGAGGAACUCUCAUUGCUCCAGACUGGGUGUUGACUGCUGCACACUGCAUCACAUUCCACACAUACAGGGUGGUUCUUGCUGAGCAUGACAUGAACAAGGAGGAGGGACCUGAACAGUCUAUCAUGGUGGCAAAAAUGAUCAUUCAUCCUAAAUGGAAUGACAACUGUGUGUCUUGUGGGAAUGACAUCGCCCUGCUUAAACUGGAGAAGAGUGCCGUUAUCAAUGACAAGGUUCAGCUGGCCUGCCUGCCACAGUACAAUGCUGCUGUCACCCACAACCAGCCCUGCUAUGUGACAGGCUGGGGUCGUCUUUACUCUGGCGGGCCUCAGGCAACUACACUGCAGCAGGCCCUGCUUCCCGUGGUGGAUCACAGCGUCUGUAGUCAAAGUGACUGGUGGGGUAGCUCAGCAAAGACGACAAUGGUCUGUGCAGGAGGAGAAAGCAAGUCAGCAUGCCAUGGCGACUCUGGAGGCCCUCUGAACUGUAAGGGCAGAGAUGGCAGAUGGUACGUCGAAGGAGUGACGAGUUUUGUCGAUGGACGUGGAUGCAACACCCCUAAGAGGCCCACAGUCUUUACCCGUGUGGCUUCUUUCAUCCCUUGGAUCAGUGAGACGAUGUCCCAAAACUGAGGUAGUUUGAAGAAAUUGAUCAUGGCGUGACAGAACAAUAAAUGAAAUGUCCAUAUA